Molecule: messenger RNA, 1708 nt
Organism: Nematolebias whitei (Rio pearlfish)
Lineage: Eukaryota; Metazoa; Chordata; Actinopteri; Cyprinodontiformes; Rivulidae
Gene: bmpr1ba
Product: bone morphogenetic protein receptor, type IBa
Exons: 11
Coding region: 108-1616 (502 amino acids)
Biological process (GO): protein phosphorylation; BMP signaling pathway; cellular response to growth factor stimulus
Cellular component (GO): plasma membrane; signaling receptor complex
Molecular function (GO): SMAD binding; transforming growth factor beta receptor activity, type I; ATP binding
Source: RefSeq, a predicted model, not a curated record
AUCGGCUGAAGUGCUGCCUCACUCGCUACCUCUGGAGCUGGAGUCCUCUGCUGUGGCUUGGAUUGUUCUCACUGCAUGCACAAGGACACGGCAACAUAUUGGACAGCAUGCUGCUGAAAACCUCCAGUAAAGAGGCAAUGGAAAGUGGGAAGGAGACUUCUGGCAGUACAGCUCCUGCUUUGUCUUCCCAAAGAUUCCUGUGGUGUCACUGUUAUCACCACUGCCCAGAAGAUUCAGCCAAAAACAUAUGCCGGACGGAUGGGUACUGUUUUACCAUGGUGGAGGAGGAGGGAGGGGUUCCGGUCCAGACUGCAGGUUGCCUGGGCCUGGUGGGAUCAGAGUUUCAGUGUAGGGACACAGGAAUCCCCCAUCAGAGGAGAUCGUUAGAGUGCUGCACAGACGAAGAUUACUGUAACAGAAACCUGCAUCCCACACUGCCGCCGCUAAAACCACCUCUCUACGUAGAUGGAAAGAUCCACCACAUGGCACUGCUGAUUUCAGUCACUAUCUGCAGCCUUAUAUUGGCCGUCAUCGUUGUGUUCUGCUACUUCAGGUACAAGAGACAAGAGUCUCGUCCGCGGUACAGCAUUGGUUUGGAACAGGAUGAGACGUACAUUCCACCAGGAGAGUCCCUGAAGGAUCUGAUUGAGCAAUCACAAAGUUCUGGCUCAGGCUCCGGUCUCCCUCUGUUGGUCCAGAGAACAAUAGCCAAGCAGAUUCAGAUGGUGAAGCAGAUCGGCAAGGGGAGGUACGGGGAGGUGUGGAUGGGCAGGUGGAGGGGAGAAAAGGUGGCCGUUAAAGUCUUCUUCACCACCGAGGAGGCCAGCUGGUUCAGAGAGACUGAAAUUUACCAGACGGUUUUAAUGAGACACGAGAACAUACUUGGUUUCAUAGCUGCAGAUAUCAAAGGAACUGGCUCUUGGACCCAGCUCUACCUGAUCACAGAUUACCAUGAAAAUGGAUCUUUGUACGAUUACCUCAAAUCAACCACUCUGGACAACAAAGCCAUGCUGCGCCUUGCCUACUCCUCUGUGUCGGGACUCUGUCACCUCCACACGGAGAUCUUUGGCACCCAGGGCAAACCUGCUAUUGCUCACAGGGACCUUAAGAGUAAGAACAUACUGGUGAAAAGAAAUGGGACCUGCUGUAUCGCUGAUCUGGGACUGGCAGUCAAGUUUAUUAGUGACACAAAUGAAGUGGACAUCCCUCCCAACACUCGAGUUGGCACAAAGCGCUACAUGCCUCCAGAGGUUCUGGACGAGACUUUGAACAGAAGUCAUUUUCAGUCAUUUAUCAUGGCUGACAUGUACAGCUUUGGACUCAUCCUCUGGGAGAUUGCACGACGUUGCAUCUCAGGAGGAAUCCUGGAAGAGUAUCAGUUACCGUAUCAGGAAUUAGUUCCUACAGACCCUUCGUAUGAAGACAUGAGAGAGGUGGUCUGCAUCAAGAAACUACGACCAUCCUUUCCUAAUCGAUGGACCAGUGAUGAGUGUUUGAGACAGAUGGGGAAGCUGAUAACAGAAUGCUGGGCUCACAACCCGGCCUGCCGCCUCACAGCUCUGCGGGUCAAAAAGACACUUGCUAAAAUGUCAGAAUCACAGGAUAUCAAGCUGUGAGGUGCCAACGCCAGCUGUGCAUAGAAAAGGACAAUAAUGAUCACACUGGCUCUAAUCCAGGCCACUCAAACCUUCAUUUUUAGGAGGACAAA